This is a messenger RNA of Cinara cedri, 10626 nucleotides long. Lineage: Eukaryota; Metazoa; Arthropoda; Insecta; Hemiptera; Aphididae. The record is from the annotation of a GenBank genome assembly.
AUGUUAGAUGCCGAAUGCGAUGAGGACUGCGAUUUGAACUGCGUGGUGACCGUGUCGGAGAACGGCCGAAAGGCCGCGUAUGACAGUUUUUGCGGCGUGGCUACAGACGCGCGCGUGGCUCAAAACCUGUAUCUAUUGCGGUCAUGCGUCGUGUUCAAAUACCAGACGGUCGAUACGGAUAUCAUCGAACAGACCGUAGAAUUUUGGCUCGGCGACGAGAUUAAAAUUGAGGUGUGCAAAACCUUUUUUGCCCGCACUUUGGGACUACCAGACGCCCGGCUGGACGCUCUGUUCGAACCUGAAACAUUAGAAUGGUUCUCGAGAUAUUGUAAAUCCGAUGACGAGGCCACAAUCGAUGAUUACGGCGAACAGCAGCCGCUGGCCACCAUCUUCGACAACGAACAGUUAUGUUCGGAGUUUGUAUUCAACUCUAGGUAACAGCAAUAAGAUAAUAAUACUGUUUUGAUUUUAUAUAAUUAUGUUAACCAUUAGGUAUACCUAUAUAACUACCUACCUAUUGGUUUAUAAGUUAUAGACUGUUCAAAAAUGAAUGAUAAAUACCGACGUGGAGCAGUAUCACAAGGUUGAAUCUUUCACUAGUUCAUGAUGACGCAUGACGUCUUAAUAUAUAUAUAUAUAUAUAUUAUUGUUAUUAUUAUUUAAAUUUAGACUUUUUAAGUUUUGCUUAUCCAAAUUUUAAUUUUCCAAGCUUUGUUUCUCUAAGUUUUGCAAAGUUCCCGCUCAUGCUCACAAAGUGACAACCAUGACUGUAGAUAGCGAAUUUACAGCCGUGGUUAUAUAUUAAUAAAUGAUAAUUUUCAUACCAAUUUGAUAAAAUCUAUUUAGAUAGAUUUCAUCUAUUCCGUGAUCGUUCUAUUUUAUAGUUAUUUAUGUUUUAUUUGCUAUUUUUUCAAUUAUUGUCUAUAUAGGAAACAUUUGGAAAAAAACAGUUGGGCAUUUGUCGAAGAAACCGAUUCGGAUGCCGAAAUGUAUUUAGACGACAUACCUCCUUCGGUCUACAAAAAUGUUAUAACUCACAUUCAAACCACACCUAGGGUAGUAAAUACAUGGACAAACGAAAAAAACAAACAGAAAAUUUUGAAAUUCGAGUGUAGUAUCAACUAUCGUCACAUGUAUUUAAAUUAUUUACAAACGUUGAGGAAAAAUAAAAAAAAAGUUAACGAAAAACAAUAUAAGAAAAUAUACAACAGAUAUGUAGAGACAAUUUUUAUGGUUUAACAUAAUACCUAUUUAUUAUGUUAUUGUAAUUCUGAAGAGUUUAUUGAAACAUAUUCCUGUAUAUUAUUAUAUACUUAAAAGUUAAAUUGUUUGAUAAUUACAUAUUUAAACUUAAAUUGAAUUAUAUUCUUGAUUUUUCAGGAAAAAAAUUGUUUUGUAUAGGUGAAUGAUAAAAUAUAUUUGAACAAAUAAUAUGUUAUUUAUGAAAUAUAUAUUUAUAAUUAUUUAACAUUUAACAGUUUAAUUUUAAAAUUAUUUAGCAUUUUCAGAAAUUCAAUUUUUUUUUUUAAACUUAAUAUUUAUCUUAAUUUUUGAACAAAUAAACCAUAGGUAUGUAAUAUUUUUGGGUCGCUGUAAAUUGUGGUUCAUUUUAAAUUUUGUGUGUAAAUUGCAUGUAUAUUUUAUGCAUACGUAAAUUGCGGCCGAGUAUAUUUUGUAUAUAUGUCUAAAUAAUUUAUUUUAAAAAAAAUACACAGAGCAACGUAAAAACUUAUAUUAGUGAUCAUAGGUAAUAUUAUCUGUAUCCUAGAAUAUUACUAGGUAAUCUUUAAAUUGUAUAGUCGACUGGUAUUUUUUAAAAGUGUACACUUAAUCGUAUAGCUUUGUGUGUAGUUUGUUCAAUUUAAUAAAAAUUAACGUUAUGAAAAGUGAAUUAUUUUAAAUAAUUUUUUUCUGACACUUAUUAUUACUAAUUGUUUAUAAUAUAUUUUUAAAGAUACGAAAAACAAAAGCAAAACCUAUAUUUUUCACCCUAAAAUAAUAUAAAUUAUUGUAUAUUCGUACAAUUUUAAUUACAUACAUAUACAUUAUAUACACAUUAAUACAAUUAUAUUGCCAGUCCUAAGUCUGUAAAAUGGGAAGGAAAAUAUUGAUUUUGCAAAAAAAAACAGACAUAAUUUACGUAUCAAUAAAAAAUAUUUAGGUAUAAAUUGUAUAAAAUAUACCCUAACCGUAAUUUACAUAGCUUAUGAUUAUAACCUUUAUUCAAGGACGCAAUUCACUGACUCCGCAUUUUUUAACGCAUCGUUUUAAGGUAUUACCUGGAAAAGAUUUGGGGAGAUUAAUCCAAUCAAAUUUGUUGUUUUUUUUUUUUUAUAAUUGUAUUAAAUUCAAAUUAAAAUUUCAAAAUUUUACCUCCACCAAAUUAGAUACUUCCUUACUCUGCAUUUGUUUCUAGGUACACAUAUUACGUUACUGGAUUGUACAUAUGAUUUUCUAAUUACUAAACAAUAUUGUUUAUAAUUCUAAGCGUUUAAAAAUAAAACAAUAAAACAAGUGGCAUAAUAAUAGUGAUACUGUUAAUUUUAUCUCGAGUUUUAUAAUGAGCCGGAUCCCGCAUGGUUUUAAAAAGGUUCGGAAUUUAAUGUAUAUCUACAAGCAACGAUAAACCAUUCUAACGAAAAAACGAUACUGAGCGGAGUUCAGUUGAUAGUGUUGCUUUGUCAAUAAUAUAUAACAUGUCAUAUUAUGAUAAAAUAAUUACAUACCUACUAAACAUUUUCUUUAAUAUUAUAUAAAUAUGAUUUGUUUAAUAUUGUACCUAUUUUCUCGUUCUCCUGUUUUUCCUUAGUUUUUUCCGGGUUUUCCAAUAUAUAGAGAAAACUCUUGAGAAAAUUAAAAAAUGACCUCCCAGGACCAUCCUAGUUAGAUUUCCUUUCAGAUAAAGUGUUACACUAGUGGUAGUGGUUGGAAAUCAAUACUUUUAGUUUAGUGCACUAUUACUAUUGUUACAUUUUUUUUAAAAGGAGUACCCUAUAAUUAUUGGUAUUUUUUUUCUACUUAAAAAAUUACACUUUUGAUUUUUCCAGUUUAUGAACAGGUUACCAACAGUUGAUUUACAUUUGACGUUCCCAAUAAUAGAAAAAUACUUACAUUAUGUAACUUGUUUACAGUUUGUAUGUUAUUUUAUUUUAUUAUGGAUUAAAAUUAAAAUAAUAUGACUACAAUGCAUUAUUUCAUAUGUUAUAAAACCCGCAAUUUUAUUUGAGUAAAAAGUAGCAUUCAAAGCAGCGAAAUUCCCACUGUUCUCCUAUGAAAAUAUGAGUACUGUCUACAAAAAAAAAAAGGUAAGAUAAUAAGGACAUGGGGACGGGUGCUGCCACUGGUAUAGGUGGGAAGUUGGGAAGUUGGAAAAGUAGGAUAUAGACGAGAAUUUAAUGCAUAUCUGUAAGCAAAAAUAAACCAUUGCUUACGAAAAAACGAUUCUGAGAGCAGUUCAGUUGACAGUGAUGCAUUUUCAACAAUAUAUAUGUCAUUUUAUAAUAAAAUAAUUAAAAAGGCUUUAUAUAUUUUCUUUAAUAAAAUUUGUUUAAUGUUGUACCGUUUUCCUGCGUUUUUCCCGGUUUUUCACAUUUGCUAGAAAAACUAGUGGGAAAAUCGAAAAAUAACCGAGCAAUGUCUUCUGGUGAAAAAUAAGCGCAGAAGUAAAAAAAAAAAUAAUAAUCAUCUUUGUAAAAUCAUAAGCUUCUUCGCUCCACUCAGAAUCUAAAAGGUAACGUGCUACUGAUGCGUUGCCACAAAUAGUGCACUAUUUCGAACCAAUGGAUAUUAUAAGUAAGGUAACACUGCAUACGUAUAAAACACAUAAUAAUAUUAAACAAAAUUAUUCAUUCCAAGGUCCGUUGUAUAUUACUUCGUUGAUUAUUCGAUUUAAAUACGGUUGAUCUUGCAUUUCUAUAAGAGUCGCGAUGAUUUUUAUUAACAAUACUAUAAUCUGAAAAAAAAAAUGUAUCGAGUAUAAUAUACUUUACCUGCGAUAUACUUAACUAUUUAAUUAUUAAUUCAUACGCCUAAUAAUUGUAUUUUAUAAUACUAUUAUAUCAUGUUUACAUCAGAGCACAUAAAAUGACAAGGAUUCUCUUUGCCAUGAGUUAAUCGUACAAAAUAAAAGACUAUACCUAAAUAAAAGUUUCAACCACCAAAAAUGUUCUAAAAAGCUAUUUUGAUAAUAAUAAACAUAUAAUGUAUACAUAUACAUAAUGUAUAUAAAUAUAGUAUGUAUGUCAUUAUAUCACAACAUUUAUAAAAUAUUUUAGUUUUUUUUUAUUUAAUUUUGGAUUUUUUACAGGAUAUCUGAACAGUUGCCAAACACAAUAUAGGUAGGUAUUUUAAAUUUCAGACUCACUGGUAUUAAAAAUUGUAACUUGUAAUUGAAUAACCCGCAAGCUAAUGUCUCUUCCAUUUCGUAAGUUGAUAUUUGAUUCAUGAAAAACUGUAUCUAUUUAAAAAAUAAACUCAAAUUAUGUUUCCUAUUGUACAUUUAUUAUAUAGACUAUAUUAUAACUAAGUAUAUCUUAUAAUUUUACUACAAUUAAUUCAAAGGUACUACCUGGAUUUGAAUAUCCUUUGACAAGUUAGAAAUCUGACUACAUCUCAAAAGCAAGAUAAUCUGUUUCUUCUGAAAUACAUUUUAAAAAUAUUAACCUAAAUAUGAACGAAUAAUUAAAAUGUGUAAUAAUAAUAUAAUAAUUAUUAAUACGGAUUUUUUUUUUUUUUUAAGAGAUAUUUAUGCCAAACUUCAAACAAACACCAACUGCCUCAUUUCAUUGUUAGCUUUGAAGACACUCCUGGGCAAUCCAGACCUCCCGACUACUCAAACGCAACUGUUGUACAGACCUACUUAACUUGUAUACAGAUUGUAUAAUUUAUAUUAAUAUAAUAUGUUUUUACCAUUAGUUAAAGUGUGUCGACGAGUCUUCUUUUAUCAGCCAAUAUUUUUAUUUUACUACCUAAUAACAUUAACUUUGUCAAAACAAAUAUAAACUAUCUAUACGAAGUUAAACCGAUAUAAUAUAUAAUUAAUGUUCAUAAAUAUAAAAUAUAUGAAUAUAUUAUUUAUUAUACAUACAAAUAAUAUAUAUUUAUACAGUAUCAGUUUUUUCAAUCUUGGCCGCGGUAUAAUUAAUCAUUAAUUAUGUGGGAUAGUUAAAUAUUUAAAAUCAAAGUAAUCGGCGCGGCGGUUGGAAUCAAUGAGCCAUUUACGAAUUUUUGAUAGAUAUUUCGCAGUUUUGACAUCGAAUUAUGAAAGCAGUAAAGUAGUUAGUUAGUAUAAAUAAUAAGACAUACCAAUACAAUGAUUAAACUAAGUGCCAAUUUGCAAUACUAAUCUACUGUAAUUCCGAAAUACAUCUAUUAAAUAAAUACAUCUAUUCCACCUGUAUAAAUGUUGAAUAAUAUUUACAAAAUAAUGGAGUAAAAUUAUCAAAAGCUACAGCUAAACUUAAGAUAAUGAGACGUUUAAAUUAUAAAAUAUGUCCAAAAAAGUCUAGCCUCUCUUUUCCCAAAAUUCAGCCAAGUCUCCCUAAAUAAAGUCCUCAUCAAUAUAUACAUACACUUCAGUUCUUUAAUUAAUAUUAUGGCGGACUAUUAAGCCUUCCCCAAAAUAUUUGGACUAUUUGCGCUUCUUAUGAUGAUAAGUAUACAAACAUAUAUUUUAAUGACAUUAUUAAUAGGUAAUAAUAUAUUUUAGUUUUUAAUUAUAUAUUUUAAUAUCUUAUGUUUGUAAAUAAAUGUACAUAAUAAUACAUAAUAUUAUACGUAUAAGAUAUCCCACAGAAAUCUAACAAUUACAAUUACUUUUGUCCUGUUCAAUUAUAUUUUUAAAAUUUUCUCUUUUAUAAGAUUUACUAGUCUUGGUGCUACAGUUCUUACAUUUUAUAAAAAAUUUUAAGCUAAAAAUAAAAUAUUUUUUACAAAUUCUAGAUAGCCGCUUUAUACAUUCUUUUUGAAACGAAAUGUUGGUCUUACAAUCGUUUACUAAUGAUAAGUUUUUUAAUUUUCUACAAGUUUUGAAUUUAUGAUAAUUUAUAUUAUUUUAAUUGUCAUUACUUAAUAAUAUAAAUUGAUUCACUAAUUUGUCUAUGAAAAAUAAUUUUGUAAAUGAUUAUUCAAAUUUCAAAAUAUCUUAAAAAAAUUAAUAAUUCAUCAUUAGUAAAUAUAUGUAAAACCACUAUAUUUUUUCAAAAUAAAUGUAUAAAAUAGAUAACUUAGAUUCUGUAUAACUGAGUAGUUAAAAAAUAAAAUUAUUUUUUUUGUUAACAAAUAGAAGAAGCAUAUAUCACUAGGCUAUAAUAAUUAUUAUAAAAAAGUUUAUUAUAUACAAAUUAUUUUAAAAUUUUGAAUGGAACCAAAAUUAUUAUUACAUUUAUAUGAUCUUCGUGAGGCACUGUAUACUGCAGUAUAAGGGUAUUAGGUACCGAAAUAUAAUAAUGCGUUUGGUACGUAAUAGGAUUAUUAAUAUACAUAUUCUAAAUAUGUAAUAGAUAUUUGAAUAAUAUUAUCAAUAUUCAAUAUUCAUUAUUUGAUAAUUUUGUGCUACAUUAAAUAAGUUUUUAUUUUUUAUUUUUAAUGUCGUAGCUCUAGAAUGAAGGUAAAAUAAUUCGUUGACCUCGAAUUGUCAUUCAAAUUAUUAUUGUAAAGGACAUUAUUAUACCUAUAUAUUAAUUGGGUUUCAAAGGUAUAAAUUACAAUGAAUAAAUGAUAGGUAGAUACUCUAUAUUACAUUAUAUUAUAUUAUACAUAUACCUAUGUACCUAUAUGAAACAUCGUAUUCCAGGGUUAUUGUAAAACAUAAUUUAUAAAACAACUAUCUGAUUUCCGUUCUAAUUAGUUAUUAGACUAAAAUAUAUAUGUAUAUUAUACAGAGGGAGAUUAUGCCUUUUAUACUAUCAUGUUUUUUUUUUUUUUUAAAUAAAUUGUGUAUAUUCGUCAUCAUAACCCGUUUAAACAACUUAUGUUUUAUAUGAAAACAAAAUUAGACGUGUAUUACGAUCAUUAAAAUAUGAAAAAAUAUUAAUCUUAAUAUAUUAUACAGGUAAGUACCUUAUAAUAGUGUGUUCGACAAAUUCCAUUGAUGCAAACGCAUAGAUUUUCAUUGAAGUACUUAUACCUAUUACCUAUAAUAUAUUGAAUUGGAAAUAAAAUGUAAUGUAUGGAAUUGAAUUGUAAACGAAUUAAUCUCUAGCGCUGUGGAAAAUUGUAAAAUUAUAAAAUUUAAACGGGCAAUUAAUAAAACAAAAAUUUCACUGACAGGUUCAAAUUAUAAUAUAUUAUAUUUUAUAUACCUAUAUGUGUAGUGGUGAGCCGAUAUGACUUCUUUCCGAUAUUCGAUCCGAUAUUUGAAAUCGAAAGCUUGCAAUGCGUUUAAAUUGUAGAAAGCAACCACGAUAUCGUCGGUGACACGAAAAAACUUUCUAUGUUCUAAAUUUAUGAUUUUGAGAUUUACCUCAUACUACCUAGGUUACAUACUACAUAGGUUCAUGAAGUUAGCCACAAUCCAUCAAUAGUUUCGAACCAAAUUUUCCUAAAAAUUUGUAAGUCAUUUGUACGUAUUUGUAAGAAAAAAUUUGAAAUUUAUAAGUACAGUCAUUUUCAAUUUUCCACUAAUAUUUAUUUCGCGGCUAAUUUUUGCAAAAUUUAGCCAUUUUGCCAUUUUCAAAUUUUUAACCCGAAAUGUUUUACACUAUUUUUAAGUAUCUAUAAGCGUAAAUCGACAAUUUGUAAGUCAUCCCUUCUUGAGUUAUCAUCAAAAAUAAAGUUUUCUGUGGAUCGUAAGACUUUCGAUUUUUAACCCAGCUAAAAUUUUUUGCACUAUUUGUAAGUAUUUGUAAGCGCAAAUCUACAAUUUGUAAGUCAUCCCUUCUAGAGUUAUCCUUGACAAGUAGAAGUGGUCAAUAGUGUUUAUUGUUCCACAAUAAUAGUUAAAGUUAAAGUGGACAAAAAAACGACUAAGUUCGGAACUAAUUCCCUGAUAGCUGAAUUUUAAUACAGAAGUAGUUUAUAUUUCACUUAUAAACAUACUAAAAGUCCUGACACCUAUAUAUUUUGUGUAGCCCCCUAGCUAGGGGUCUACACUAUUGAUCACUUCUACUUUUCAGGGAUAACUCAAGAAGGGAUGACUUACAAAUUGUAGAUUUACUCUUAUAGAUACUUAAAAAUAGUGUAAAACAUUUCGGGUUAAAAAUUUGGAAAUGGCAAAAUGGUAAAAUUUCGCGAAAGUUAGUCGUGAAAUAAAUAUUAGUGGAUAAUUAAAAAGGACUGUACUUACAAAUUUCAAAUUUUUUCUUACAAAUACUUAUAAAUGAUUUAAAAAAUUUUGGGAAAAUUUGGUUCGAAACUAUUGAUGGGUUGCGACUAACUUCACGGGCAUUACCUACAUUCUAAGUGAUUUAAUUGCCAUUCAAAAAACCCCUUGUGUAACAUUGAAAAAUCACCAGUGUAAAUUUAGCUGUAUAGUACUAUUUUGUAUUUACACCUAUUUUUUUAAAGAUAAGAAUUUAUAUGUAUUUAAAAUUUUAAAAUUUGUUAGAUUUAUCAAUGGCCAUUUUCGUUUUUUUUUAGAAUGUUUGUUUCUUCUGAAAAAGCAUUUCAGUACAUAGUGGUUUUUUGUGUCAACGACAAUAUAUCAGUUGAAAACCCAUUUUUUUUUCUAAAAUAAUAUAAAAAGAAGGAUCUAUUAGUCAUUUUUUGAUUUUCUGUGGAAUAUUCAUAAUUGGGAAUAACUAAAAACAGACGAAAAAUUAAAACUGAUAAAUUUACUUCGUUACGAUUUCAUUUUUUUAAAUUUUUACAUUUUAUGUUUUCCAUUUAAUAAUUUUGUUUUUACUAAAUUAUUUUAUUAUUUAUUUGUUUGUUGUAAUUCAGUUAAAAUAUUUGUAGAGACUUGAAAUUUUGACAGAAAACUUAUAUUUGCCUUUUCGAGACGUGAUAAAAUUGUAAAAACAUUUUAAUUAAUUUGAACACUUUUAUAUACAUUUCAAUUUUGCGAGUUUUUAAGUAACUGUUAUUCGGUAGAUACUCUGUGGAUACAAUUUUUGGACCGAACAGAAAUGCUUAUACAUUUAACAGGAGGUUGAUUACAAGUCGUACUUUGUGACCAAAAAAAAAAAGUCAGUAUAAAGUAGGUCUGUUUAUAAGAAUUUUAAUACCAAAUUCUAAUGAAAAUCGUAAAUAUUACGGUCUUUCAAAACAUGUAUAACCGAAUUCUGUUCAGAAUUGUUCAUUAGCAAUGAUUGAUCGUUGCAUACAAAAACUGUAAUACAGAUUUAUGUCCGUAUCUUUUUUUAUAUAAAAUUGACAUAAUUUUUCCCUAAAAAUAUCGAUUUUUUCAAAACCCGAUGUCCUAAAAAUUGAUCUCCUCAAUAUUGGUUCAUGCUAAUACUUACUAUAUUAAUAAUAUCCUUACUUGUUCGCUCACCCACGUGGUCAACCCGACCACGGAAACCAUGAACAGUAUGUUCUGUGAGUCCAGCGCUAUGGUCGGUAACGGGUCCAAAUGUAAUUUUUCGUUAAACAACGUUAUGAAACAAUGGAAUGUCAUGUCAAAAACGACAGAGCCGAAGAAUAUCGUCACGGCGGGACCAUACGCCCGGUUGAACACUCUUAGCAGAUCAGAAAGGUCGGCGUGCAACAGUCUCACGCAUUCGAUAAGUACGGCUACUUCUUCGGCCGACCAAUCUCCGGCGUCAUCCCGUGACAGUCGACUGGUCACCAACCGUUUCCAGAACGCGUUCAAGGCCGAGAAUCUUUGCCCGAGUUGCCCGAGGUAGAAACACAGGAUGGAGGUUACCGCGAAAUCGGUGACCCGGGGUACGGAAAAUAUGUUUUCGAUCAUGUAGUAAUGGUCGAAUUUGUGUAUUAUGAAUACAUGUAAGUAAAUCACCAUCCAUAUGUAGUACGCAAAGUACAUCGAAAAAAUCACAAACCAAAAACAUCUCCGCUGUGUUCUGAUUAUGACGUGCGCCGUCGAGGGCAAGGCACCAAAUUUUCGGUCAAACGUGACGAUGCCGUUGGUCAAUCUGAAAUAGUUUUACUUGUAUAUAGGCACUAUUAAUCUGGAUCUAAUGGUCACAAAAAAAAAAAAUUUAAAAAACAAAAAUUAGACGAAUAUUUCUUAAAAAUGGCUUUUAAAAAAAAAUCAAAAUUCAAAAAACGGGAAAAAUGAAAAAAAAAACGUUUAAUUAUGAAUCGUAAAUGCACUUAAUAUCCUAUCCUUAUCUUAGAACAAUUAAAAAAUAUUACGAAAAUUAACUACUCGUAAUUGCCCGAGAUAAUAUUAUUAUAAUAAUAUUUUAACCAACCUAGUAACAGUCAGAAACCCGUAAUAGAGACCUGAUCAAAGAACCAUUUAAAAAAGUCCCUGGCUGGGAUAGCACAAGGGCUAUAUGGACAACGCUUAAUCGAAUAAGAUCGGAACAAGGAAGAUGCAAUUACCUACUUCACAAAUGGGGAAUGGUAGACUCUCCACUUUGUGAAUGUGGAGAAAUGCAGACAAUCAAACAUAUGGUUGAGUCGUGUCCCAUUACAAUGUUCAAAGAAGGAUUAACAAAACUACACGAGGGUGGCCCAACAGCUAUAAAAUGGCUUGAAGAACUAAAUAUUCGUCUGUGA